Messenger RNA from Pseudophryne corroboree (corroboree frog), 8425 nucleotides. Its product is annotated as steroid 17-alpha-hydroxylase/17,20 lyase. The record is from RefSeq and is a predicted model, not a curated record. Bases 34 to 1569 code for a protein of 511 amino acids. Gene Ontology annotation, biological process: hormone biosynthetic process; progesterone metabolic process. NCBI's taxonomy places the organism in Eukaryota, Metazoa, Chordata, Amphibia, Anura, Myobatrachidae. Gene Ontology annotation, molecular function: steroid 17-alpha-monooxygenase activity; iron ion binding; heme binding. The transcript is spliced from 8 exons.
AAAUGUUCUUUUCAAGGUAGGGAAGACUCCAGCAUGAUUGUGUGGCUUGGCGCUGCUUUGCUUCUUGUCUUUGGGCUUGCUCUUAUCUCUCUCUGGAGACUAAGACUAAACAACCAUGAAGAAGUAAAGUACCCCAAGAGCUUACCUUCAUUGCCUGUCAUCGGGAGCUUGCUUCACCUUGGGAACCACCUCCCUCCUCAUAUUCUCUUCUGCGAUUUACAGAAGAAGUAUGGCAGACUCUACUCCUUUCUGAUGGGUUCCCAUUAUGUCGUAGUUGUGAAUAAUCAUGAGGAUGCCCGGGAAGUUUUGCUGAAGAAGGGGAAAACCUUUGCUGGGAGACCACGCACAGUAACAACUGAUAUUUUGACAAGAGAUGCUAAAGAUAUAGCUUUUGCUGAUUACAGUCCCAGUUGGAAAUUUCAUCGUAAAAUGGUUCAUUCUGCAGUGACAAUGUUUGGGGAAGGGACCAUCGCCAUUGAGAAAAUCAUUUCCCGUGAGGCUACCUCCAUGUGCCAUACUCUCACCGCCGCCCACACUGUCCCGCUGGACAUGUCCCCAGAGCUCACAAGGGCAGUUACCAACGUGGUUUGCUCUCUGUGUUUCAACACCAGAUACAGCAGAGAUGAUGCAGAGUUUGAGACCAUGCUGCGAUACAGUAAAGGCAUUGUGGACACGGUGGCAAAGGACAGCCUGGUUGACAUCUUUCCCUGGCUCCAGUUAUUUCCAAACAAGGACCUGGCGUUGUUGAAGAAGUCGGUGGAAGCUAGAGACCAGCUUCUCCAAAAGAAACUGAAGGAGCAUGAGGAAGCAUUUUGCAGUGAAACAGUCCAGGACUUGUUGGAUGCUCUUCUGAAAGCAAAAUUCAGCAUGGAAAACAACAAUAGCAAUUUUCCCCAGGGUAUCGGACUGACAGAUGAUCACAUCCUUAUGACCGUCGGGGAUAUAUUUGGGGCAGGAGUGGAGACAACAACUACAGUAUUGAAAUGGGCAAUCGCUUAUCUGCUGCAUUAUCCGGAGGUACAGAAGAAGAUCCAGGAGGAGCUGGAUGUGAAGGUUGGGUUUGGAAGGCAUCCUCUACUCAGUGACCGGAAAACGUUACACUACCUGGAGGCAACAAUCGCUGAGGUUCUGCGUAUUCGUCCCGUGUCCCCGCUGCUCAUCCCUCAUGUAGCUAUGCAAGAUUCCAGCAUUGGAGAAUACACCAUUCCUAAAGACGCCCGUGUGGUUAUAAACCUGUGGUCUCUACAUCAUGAUGAGAAGGAAUGGGAGAACCCUGAAGACUUUAAUCCAGAGCGCUUCUUAGAUGAAAAUGGAAACCGUGUGCACUCCCCAAGCCAGAGCUACCUUCCCUUCGGAGCUGGGAUUAGGGUGUGCCUUGGUGAAGCCCUGGCCAAGAUGGAGAUCUUCCUUUUUCUGUCCUGGAUCCUACAGAGAUUCACAAUGGAGGUGCCAGAGGGAGACCCUUUGCCAGACCUGGAGGGUAAGUUUGGGGUCGUACUUCAAGUGAAACCAUUCAAGGUGACCACUAAGCUGAGAGACGUCUGGAAGAAUAUUGAAAUCCCCACAUAAGUACUGUACAGUUCCACAUCAAUACCAACGAUCACCAACCAUCUGGAUAUCCAAAUAGUUCUGGAGAAGAAUGCACUGAUCAGCUGAUCUGAGGCUGUCAGUGUGACUGCACAGAUGCUCACUGUAACACAUGUUGUCCUUUCACCAGUGUGUGCAGUCACAUUUCGCUUUGUUCAUACAUACUGUACACUUGUCUUCUUACAUCCAUGCUGCAGUUAUGCUAAACAACCCUUGAAGACGCGGCAUGCCAUGGUGGGACUCUGUAGCGCUAAGCAUCUUUUUUUUGCAUCUUAGACGCAAAGUAAUGUAAUUGGACGCACAGUAGCUUCUGCUCAUUAAAAUGAUAGGUAGCAUGCCUAUAUUCUGUGUGUAACUGCGGCUCUAUCUGCAUCUAAAAUGCCACAUUAUAGGGUUUUCCAUUAAAACACUGUAGCAUAACAUAUUGUAUGCAAAUACAGUAGCAGUCACACACACAGAAUAUAGGCAUGCUACAUAUCAUUUUAAUCAGUAGAAGGUACUGUGCAUCCAAUUACAUUAUUUUAUCUAAGAUGCAUUUUCACAGAAAAAAAAAAACGCAAAAAAAAGAAGAUCGGCGCUACUAAGACACACCGCACUCAUUCGUUAUGUGUAACGCGACUUGUAGCGCAUGGAGCAAAGAUGUAAGAGACACAUCUGUAGUGUAAAAUUCACUGGCUAUUACAGGCUACUGUUUUUGUGACAAACACAAGGCUGCAGAUUAAAAAGCAUCUGCCUCCUUAAUAAAGUGUAUAUAACAAGAGGCCUAGGGGGUAAUUCUAAGUUGAUCGCAGCAGGAAUUUUGUUAGCAGUUGGGCAAAACCAUGUGCACUGCAGGGGAGGCAGAUAUAACGUGCAGAAAGAGUUAGAUUUGAGUGGGUUAUUUUGUUUCUGUGCAGGGUAAAUACUGGCUGCUUUAUUUUUACACUGCAAAAUGGAUUGCAGAUUGAACACACCACACCCAAAUCUAACUCUCUCUGCACAUGUUAAAUCUGCCCUUCCUGCAGUGCACAUGGGCCCUCAUUCCGAGUUGGUCGCCCGUUAUUUUCCUUCGCAUCGGUGCGAUUUUCCGCUAACUGCGCAUGCGCAAUGUUCGCACUGCGGCUGCGCCAAGUAAAUUUGCUAAGAAGUUUGGUAUUUUACUCACGGCAUUACAAGGUUUUUUCUUCGUUCUGGUGAUCGUAGUGUGAUUGACAGGAAGUGGGUGUUUCUGGGCGGAAACUGGCCGUUUUAUGGGAGUGUGUGAAAAAACGCUGCCGUUUCUGGGAAAAACGCGGGAGUGGCUGGAGAAACGGGGGAGUAUCUGGGCGAACGCUGGGUGUGGUUGUGACGUCAAACCAGGAACGAAACUGACUGAACUGAUCGCAGUGGCAGAGUAAGUGUCGAGCUACUCAGAAACUGCUAAGAAAUUUCUAUUCGCAAUUUUGCGAAUCUUUCGUUCCAAAUUCUGCUAAGCCAAGAUUCACUCCCAGAGGGCGGCGGCUUAGCGUGUGCACUGCUGCGAAAAGCGGCUAGCGAGCGAACAACUCGGAAUGAGGGCCAUGGUUUUGCCCAACUUCUAACAAAAUUCCUGCUGCGAUCAACUUGGAAUUACCCCCCUAAUUCAGACUUGAUUGUAGCAUCAAAUUUGUUAGCAGAUGGGCAAAACCAUGUGCACUGCAGGGGGGGCAGAUAUAACAUCAUACUUACCUACUUCUGGCAGCUCUCUCCGGGAGAGAGCUGCCAGGUCGGCUCAGUGGAGGGGCUGGGCAGGACAAUGACGAGAGGAGGGGGCGGGGAGGGGGCGGAAUGGGGCGAGGCAGGGCGGAGGCAGUACGAGGGUGGGGUUACAUCAUCACAAUGUUUAAACCACGCCCCAUGCUCUGUAAUGCCGCUAUAACCGGUAUUUUACAGCAGGGGGCGUGACUAUGAUGACGCAAUUAAACAAGAAUCGCGUCAUCGACUGUCCGGACCGCCCACUUUACUCUCAAAGUGGGCGACCGGGCAGGUGGCAACUGAAAAAUCGGGAGACUUGUCUGCUCUUCCAGGGGGCUGGGAGGGUCACCCGAUUUUUGGGAGCCUCACAGCCAUUCCGGGAGAGUAGGCAAGUAUGUAUAACAUGUGCAGAGAGAGAGAGAUUUGGGUGGGGUGUGUUUAAACUGAAAUCUAAAUUGCAGUGUAAAUAUAAAGCAGCCAGUAUUUACUCUGCACAGAAACAAUAUAACCCACCCAAAUUGAACUCUCUCUGCAAAUGUUAUAUCUGCCACACCUGCAGUGCACAUGGGCCCUCAUUCCGAGAUGAUCGUAGCUGUGCUAAAUUUAGCACAGCUACGAUCAAUCACACUGACAUGCUGGGGGACGCCCAGCACAGGGCUAUUCCGCCCCGCAUGUUAGUGCCCCCCCCCCCCCCGCAGAAUUGCAAAGGCAUCGCACAGCGGCGAUGCCUUUGCUCUUCAAGAGUAGCUCCCGACCAGCGCAGCUUUAGCGUGCUGGCCGGGAGCUAUUCGUCACUCCCCAGCCCGCUGCGGCUGCGUAUGACGUCACGCAGCCAUUGCGGGCCGCUCCCCGCACGGUCCGGCCACGCCUGCGUUGGCUGAACCGUGCCCACGAAACGGCGGCCAAACACCGCCGUUCUGCCCCCUCCUGCCCAGCGACUGCCUCUGCCUGUCUGGCACUACGGCGCCGGCGCAUGCGCAGUGGAUACCCGUUCGCUCGGCUGCGAUAAAAAGCAGCGAGCGUAUGGGUCAGAAUGACCCCCAUGAUUUUGCCCAUCUGCUUACAAAUUUGCUACUACGAUCAGGUCUGAAUUAGGCUCAAGGUACAUUAGACUGUAGCAGGUAAAGAGAUCGGGGGUUAUUCAGGUUUGUUAGCAAACCAAAAGUUAGCAAUUGGCAAAACCAUGCAAAAUUAUACAUCCAGAUUCAGACUUUUAUUUAUUUUAUUUUUACUUUUUUAAGGAUUUGGAAAUGUUUAAUAUAAAUAAAGAAAUUCAAAUCUUUACUUUUCUAUUCCUAUCAGAAACUAAAAGAUGAUACAAUUUUUCUCAGACACUUCAAAGACACAAAACAUAUAGAUAUAGCUUCAAAACAUAUAGAUAUGGCUUCAAUAAGAUACUUUUUUCUCCAUUCUACCCAAACAUAUGAUAAACAGAGACUUUCAUCAGGUGCUAUAACAUUUCAUAUAUGGAUCAAUCAACAAUAAUCUAGCCACUUCAAAUGAACUCAAAAUCCAUCAGCAGAUGUAUGAAGGAAAUGGGCCUUUUCUGACACAUGGGCGCUGAUUCUGAUCUGAGAGCAAAGCAUAGCUGCCGACAUCCCAGCGAAGGUAGGCGCAUCGAUGGGGCGGGAUGUAGGCGGAUUGGGGGCACAGUUACCAUGAUCGUGACAUUUUAGCCACAGCCCCGCUCUGUAAUGUCAAGAUUACAGGCAUUAUACUGCACGGGGCGUGGCUAUGCAAGCGGUGAAAAUACAUUUAGGGCGGGAUGUACCAACCUCUUGCGGUACAUCGCGCUGACACUAAUCUCAUAUGUACUCACAUAUGCGAUUAGUACCACAAAGGGCAGCUUUCCCGAUAAGAGUUGCCCUUUGCAAUGACUGCCGGUCUCUGUACGAGUUUAUGACCUGAGAGUCCAUGUGCGCUUGUGCAGUAACCCGGCGGCCAUCAGGGGUGCUGGGACGGAUCAGAUCAGAUCCCUCUGACAGCACCGAUGUGGAAAGAAGCAAUAGCUGGCGUUACCCUCCGCAUUGGAAACCCGGCGGCGGAACUUUAGUACAUAUGGAUUAUUGUUUUUGUAUUCAGGGUAAAUAUUGUCUGCUUCUGCAUUACCCUCUCAAAUCCAAUGCAGGACUGGAGCAUGAAGAGCACACUGGGGGAAUGCAGUGGUAGGGCUCAUGUUCAUCCAUGUUGUUGCUCGGCCAGGUAACUGACCAUCUGUUAGAGUAACACUGUAUCAUUUGAAUGUGAGGUCUGGAACUUGACAUUAGAAUACUCCUGUGGGCCAGUUCAACCCUGUUUAAUCUAAGGGGGGACUUCAGUUCCAGGCGAAGGAUACGUUUUACCAUUACUACAACAUUUAAAUGCCAGCAUCGGCACCACAUCUCACACCCUUCACCUGCCUGGCCAAGUGCCAAAUUCGCUCAGAAGUACUCUCUGACCCAUGGGGCUGCCAACAAUUUUAUGUGACAAGGCUGCCGUAAAGCGAUAUUGCGGCGCUGAUUCGGCAAGGCGGAUGACUUGAAUUUAAUUCCCCCCAAAUCUGUCUGCACAUGUUACAUCUGCCCUACCUGCAGUGCAACAUGGUUUUAUUAAGGUGCAAAGUCACUAGUUAUGUUUCCUCUUUGCUAUCAAUGUAGAAUCAGCCCCAUGAUGUGAUUUUAACCUAUUCUCUACUCCUGUCCAUAUAAUGCCUACUCAGGAAUAGAUGUGAUUACUGGCUGCAGUAGUGUCUCCCAAUUAUCAACAGAUACUGCAAUACCAACUCCUGGUCAGACCGCUCACUAGUCACAGCGAAGUUUGAACUCCUUGGAAGCCCACAAGAACGAGACUACUGGAUGUUAAGGGACAGAAGCCAACACAGUAAUCGCUGAGACGAAAGCUGAUCAUUCUAGGGUCAUUAUCAAGACCACAGCAUAAGACAACAGUCAGCACAGCAAUCAGGAUAUAUAUAUAUAUAUAUAUAUAUACACACACACACACACACACACACACUAUAUAUAUAUAUAUAUAUAUAUAUAUAUAUACUGUAUAUAUAUAUAUAUAUAUAUAUAUACUGUGUAUAUAUAUAUAUAUAUAUAUAUUUAUAGGGGGGAGGACACCAAUAUUUAUCUUGUCUUGGGCCAAACUUACGCCACUGAUCGGGGGUACAUGUAAUAGGGUCCGAGGUAACCGGAGGUGCAGUGAGUCGGGCACAAAUGGCCGUAUUUUUAAAGUGGCACUCAUUUACUAAGCAGAGCCAACCUCCGGCAAACUAGGACCUUAUUACAUAUACCCCCAGGGGUCGAAUUAUCAGUUAUACAGCUCAUUGAAAUAAACAGCAAAGACUCGCAACCAAAGUCCAAACAAUUGCGCAACAGCUGGUUACGUUACCUCUAAUAUCACAAGUCACCCUAUGCACCUCUAUAGGGUGUGAGGCAAAACAUGCGAUGUGGAUGCACAGGAUGCGCCAUUCAUGAGCUGAAUUGCCUCAAAUAAUGGUAUAUUCACUGAAUAUUCCAAGAGGUAUCACAUGCAUAGUAUGAUGCCCUAUGUAAUAUUUAUAUGUUAAUGUCCCUAUUAAUGAGCAUCCUCAGGCAUAACCAAUGAACAUCCCUCCUGUAGUAAGGGAAUUAAAAUCAAUAGAUCCACGACAGACUGGCCUAAUACCACUAAAAUCGCUGUAAAAUUGCCUAUUUUGUGUACAAACGAAAACCCGCUAUGUAGGUGAGAUGUGGAACCACGUUCCAGAACAUGAUUCACACCUAAUUAAAUCUACCCCUACACGGGUGUAGCCAGAACUUUGUGGGCCCCAUAGCAACAUUUUGAAGGGGCCCCCGUCCCAAUGCUUCUAGAGAGAUACUUCUCUGCAGCAGUUGUUAAUGUUAUGCCCUAUAAUAGUGCCCUAGUUCAUUUUCUGAACCAUAGUACAGCCUUAUUUAAUGUUACGCUCCAUAGUACUGCCCUAGUUUCUCUUAUGAAUCGCAGUAGUGCUUACGUUCACCCUAUUUCACAUUUCAGAGCUGCCAGUACACAUUAUGCCACCAGUACCCCCAAUUCCCCAUUAUGAUAUAUAGUGCUCCGGUUCAUAUUAUAUAACGUUAAAAUGCCCUCCAGUUCAUUUUAUACCACAAUACAAUGAGCAGAUCAAGGGGCAUACCAAGGAAAAAGUUUGAAAGGACCCCUACGUACCACGCAAUGGCAAAAAAUGUGUAUAACACAUGUAACUGUGACAGGGAAGGUGGGCCCCUCUUAGCUCUGGGCCCCAUAGCAGCUGCACUGCUUGCACCUAUGGCAGCUACAUCCUUGCACCCCUAUGUCUUUAACCUAAUCUCCCAAAUAGAAUAGGCUUUCAGCAUCUCACUAGAAGGCAAUUUAAUUUUUCUUUAACUUAGACCCCAAAGCCAUCGCCCCCACAAAAAAUAGGUAAGGAUGCCUACACCUGCUCACUUUUUAUUGACCAGUUUCUUUAAAACCCUAUGUUUUUAAAUAUUUGCAAAAUAUUGGAAAACAGAUUAUACCCUGUUCUACAUAGUCUAAUACACUCUGACUGGUGGAUUGGGUUCGGGUGACCGGCGCAUUCCCUGACCGGUUGCUUCAUUGCAUCCUGACAAAUGCUGGGCAACAGUAGAAGAACAACUGAUAGUACACAAAUAAAUAAAAACGCUUUCCUUCAUUGGCGACUGUACUAGAUGCACAUAAUCUCUCCCUUCCCCACACCUUCAUUUCCUCCUAUACACUUCACAAAGCCACGUUCCCCAUCCAAAUGUCCUUACUUUAACCUAUUAGAUUGCCUUUAACACCAAAGACUAAAAAAUACAGGAAAAUGAUUUGAUCCUUCUUACUUAGGAUGGGAGUCAGCCAAUUUGCCGGCUGUCGGGAUCCCGAUAGUCAGGAUACCAACACCGGAAUCCCGACACCCGUACGGAUCCCCUUAGGAUAAAUCUGUGUUACAGAACUACGGCUCAGAAAACAAGCCUAUAUAUUUAAAAUUAUUUAUUGUUAUUUUUUUCCAUUACAAUUUUUUUUCACUUUUUUAGCAGGCCAGAAAUGUACAGCUGUAUGUGUAUAAAACGUGUUUUUCCUAUUGCAUAAUCUAUCAUUUGUUACACUUCCAACUGGUUUCUUCUUUCCUAGAUAAAUGUAAAAAAUAAAAAACUUGAAACAUGAA